UUCUUCUUCUUCUUCUUCUCUUUCCAUCUUCUGUAUCAACACCAUGACACUAUCAAAUAUAUUUCUUUUGAUAGACAACAGAACAGCACGCUACCCCGCUCUUCCCCAGUCACGAUCAUGCACAAAAGAAAUACAUCUUCAUGCCCUGAUGAUGAGGAUCAACUUUGUCGUUUGAUUCGUCCCAUCGAUAAUUAUAUUGCGGUUGACGUCUAUCCCUUGAGCAAAACUCUUGACUGCUAGAGACACUACAUUCCAAUUCCAGCGAUGUGGACAGCCCCAGAUCACAAGUGUUUCGAUGGGCCAGUCAUUUAGAUCCCGUUCAUCUACGCGAAAGUCUCUGGCUACAGGCGAGGAAUGCAUCCUCAUUGGAAUGCAUUCCAUCUGCCGACAAUCUCAUCAUGUUACUUCUUCCUCAGCCCUUCCACUCAUCCUUACUAUCCAUCUCCAUUUUUCUCAACCAAAAUUAUCGGUAGCUCCGCCAGAGCACCAGUCCUGUCUUUACAGAUACGCGUUGCAUUUGGAAUUUCUGUACUUGUCAACUCUUUUUUUCCACUUCGUCACGUCUCAAGUAUCGUUACGCCGACGCGCUCUUACCUUUUAAAGAUCCUCGAAUGACGCGUUGUCCCAUUGUUGGACAUUGAAUCCCGAUACCCGGGAAGUCAGCUCCAGUUGUGAUCCUUGUUGCUGGGACGGCUGAUGGCCACGAUGAAAACAUCAUCAAUGGAGGAAACGAGCAUGGUAGCACGGGAUAUGAACACCCAGUAUCCUGUUGGAUCGACAAACUUGUCCCUAGGAGCAAUUAUAGGAAUUGCUGUGGGAGGAGCGAUUCUACUCUUUGUGAUCUUGGUCACAAUCGGUGUUAUGCAUAUCAACAAGAAGCAUCGUCGAGAAAAACAAGAAUUUGCGGAAGCGAACGAAGAUGGGCAUGCCGUCAUUGAGAUGAAAUCCACCAAUCGAUCAUCAAUGCCACCGGAGAUCAAAUUGAGUCGACGACUUUCUCUCAACUCUUUCCUGCUCCUUCCCGAAGAUGGUGGCCGAAAAGAAUGGGCCAGACAAGAUGGUCUACAGAAGCCGCCAGUUGUGAAAACCAAGCCUGCCCGAAGAUCGUUCUUUCGAACAUCAAACGUGAGGGACUCAUGGCCGUUAAACACGACUUUGUCCUCAGGAUUUGGGCAGCCAUCCGUAGUACAGAGCCCGGUUGCACCGCCCGGGUAUGUGAUCCAGGACCAGAGAUGGCCGAAGCGAACAACUUCACUGUCAGGGAGGAAGAAUUCUCGGGAUAGUUCCAGGUCACCUUCCAAGAUACGUGGUCCAUAUUCCGGGGAUGCCAUUCCUUACAGGAACGCCCAUCGACGAUCAACAUCAGAGACUCAGUUGUCCACGAUCUUGAGAUCCACCUCGCAGCGUCUGAAAGCAUCUCAGCGACAGUCUCUGACUCGGACUACCAGUUCACUCGGUCAAUUUCCUGGACUGCCUCCUUCUGAACGGCUCCCCACGCCGCCAAGAAAGGCCAACGAGAGCCGAGAAGGACUAAUCAAUCAUGACCCUAUUCAUUCUUUUGGGAGCUCUCUAUAUGAUGCGUACGCUGCCCGAACACCAAGUCCUUCGAAGAAACGUCAGAGAACUUCCAGCAAACGCUCCAUCGUCAGACCGAAAUCUCCUGCAGCGUCUGUUGAGUCUAGGGAUAGUCUAUGUGCAAGCGAUACGACGGAUCUAAUCAUACUUGCACCUCUCACUUCUCCUAGUAAAAGCCCUCGUGUAGUGCAGAAUCGGUCAGCGAAGAAAGCCUCCGCAGCCAAAGAUAUCUCGGGAGGUGAUAGCAGCAAGAUUUUCUUACCGCCGCCCCGCACAUCAUUGACGGGUGAUCCAUUCUACUCGCCAGUCAGAAGCUGUAAGCCGCUGAUGUCCAGUCCUCAAGUCCAAGGACCUCGGCCUAUGUAUAUUCGCAAAGCAACUUUCGGCCAGGAAGCCACAGCGGAAAGGCCAGCAAGCUAUGUUUCUCCUCUUCGAGACGUUACUGGAAACGCCCAGUCUUCGCCAAAGAGAGAACUUCCUGAGAUACCUCUCACUUCUGAACCAAAUCUCUUCCAAUCGUGUCCACAAGAGGCCAUGCAGACUUCCAUGAAAGUAUCCAGUGCAAGAAAGAAGGGCCAUAAGCGGUCAAAUGUCAUACGAAUGUCCAUCUCUCGCCCAACAAGCACGGUUGAGAUUGUACCAGAGGAACCAGAAACAAUUACACCUCUGAAAUUCAGCAUUCCCAAAGUAACCUCAUUCCUCAGUAUGGAGUCCGCUCAAUCUGUGAGUCCAACCAAGUCUACCAAAGCAAGUCCGAGGCCUCCAAGCAUUGCGACAUUCAAUCCAACCCUCAUCAGAUCGCCCCUGUCAAGCCGCUCAGAAAACCAUUCUCCAACACUGGCAGCAGAGAGAACUACCUACUCGCCCACGCUGUCAGUGACCAACUACUAUACAGAGAAUGACCAUGGGUCCGAGGAGGAAUUUUUCAAAUCCAAGACCACAAAACCUCUACAGCAUUCUUCUAGUGAGAUCAAAUCCCGCCGUCACAGCCGAAACAACUCAGAUGUCUUCGCAAACAAUCAGUCGCAGCAAUACCCGCGAGAGAGUCUCCUAUCAUUCCCUUCGCUGCCGGCAAUUUCACCGCUGUCGACGCCGCCUCCUGCACUUCGCCCACUACCAAGCAUUUCAACUACACCGAGCGGCUUGCGCUCCAAUGUCGCGGCCCCAGCAUUACCAGUCCUCACCAUCCCAGGCAACGUCACAGAUGGUCCUUCGGAGCCAGACAAACGCACCAGUGCCACACUGAUUCCUCCCGUUGGUGACUCGAUACUAAGUUCCAUCACUUUCUUACGGCGCAUGAACAGCGAAAUAUCAACAAACCGUUCUUCGCCGACCCUAAUGGAUUCUCCUACCUUGCCGCAGGACCCAUCUUCCAAGGAUUCACAAUUCAACACCACGACCAACUCCGAAAAACGCGGUCGUAGCCGUGGUUCCCACCUCUACCUCAAUCUCGGUCAAUCGUCGUCUUUCUCGGGCGACGGACUUGCCUCAACGCGCCCUACUCGCUCCGAGAAACGAGAUAGCCAUCGGGCUCAGAAAGAUCGCCGGAGAAGAGCGACUCAAGACUUUGAGAAUAUCGACACACUCGAUGAGCUUUCCCCCGGAAAAGAGAAGUCUACUCCCGCUCGUGGUGAGGACAUGGCAGAAUCUGGUAGCAUUGCAGACAUGUCGUUGAGAUUCCCAACACUCAGCCGCGAAGGCAGUGUUAUGCACACACAACCUCGAAUGAUGAACGCCCGACUUUCGGCAUUCUCACUUGACCCCAUCGUCGACACUUCAUCAGUAGAAGUCAUCGACCACACGGAUUUCCUCCCCACUCCAACACCAAGUCCAAGCCCAACGAUCAAUGCGGCUCGCACUGCAGUCCGGCAUAGUAUCGACCCUCGCAACGACGGGAUUCGCCUCUCGCCACCACGCGCUGAUCUUGACCUUGACUUCCAAUCUCCAUCUCAGCAGCAGUCUGAAUCUCAAACUAAAGAUAGCAAUGGUCCUAGCACACCAGGACAGAGACAGGGACAAGGACAACAAGGACAAGUCCCCACCCCACAAUCCAACCCACCCCGCUGGUCCGACGCCAUGAUAAAACCAACCACGCACGUCACCCGCCGCGAAAGUAAGAUGGAACAUCCCAUCCCAUCACCGGGGAUCACCACGCCGCCUAAUUGGACCAAUAGUGGUGCACGGUUGAGUGGGUUGGGACUUGCGGGCGUGAGGUUGAUGGAAAGUGAGGAGGGGAGGAUUGUAUGGGGUGUUGGUGGUGCCGGGGAGGGCAAGAGCGCUGGGGAGGAUGGGGUAGUGGGAGGAGAUGUGCAGGUGGGUUUGGAGCUGUAUGAUCAGGAUGGGUUUUUGAAGAGUAGUCCUGAUAGGUUGAGGGAGAGGGAGAGGUUGCGUGCGGCGAGGGGGGCGGUGGUGGGUGAUGGUGUGCAGGCAUAGAUGGAGAGUGCAGGUUGAUGGGGUGAUAUGGUGUGGUGAGAUGAGGGGAGAUGGAUUUCAGUGUCCCUGGACCGGCUUUACUUUUCCUUUUCCAUUCUCAUUCCUUUUGUUUAAUCUUACUUUGGUGGGGAUGUGGAGACUUGAGACUUCAGACUUCAGACUUCAGACUUCAGACUUGGAUAUAAUCUUCUUCUUCUUCAUCUUCAGGGGGCUCUACGCUCUUCAACUUGGCAAGUAUAGGUAGGAUAUGGGAGGCCAUACAGGGGCAAUUUCUGAACCGAACCGAUAGGGGUUUCUAUUUAAUUAAUUUUCACAUCUAGAUCUACUUUUACAUUUACUUUAAAACCUUUCACAUCUGGAAUCUCAGCUUAAUUGAACUGAUUCAUGCUAAUAUCACUC
Molecule: messenger RNA, 4407 nt
Organism: Cadophora gregata
Lineage: Eukaryota; Fungi; Ascomycota; Leotiomycetes; Helotiales; Ploettnerulaceae
Exons: 2
Coding region: 697-4008 (1103 amino acids)
Source: RefSeq, a predicted model, not a curated record